This is a messenger RNA of Pistacia vera, 3084 nucleotides long. Its product is annotated as putative pentatricopeptide repeat-containing protein At3g23330. Gene Ontology annotation, molecular function: zinc ion binding; protein binding; RNA binding. NCBI's taxonomy places the organism in Eukaryota, Viridiplantae, Streptophyta, Magnoliopsida, Sapindales, Anacardiaceae. The coding region runs from base 18 to 2924 and encodes 968 amino acids. The transcript has a single exon. Gene Ontology annotation, biological process: RNA modification. The record is from RefSeq and is a predicted model, not a curated record.
CAGACCAGAGCAAAAUAAUGGCCAUCUUUGGAAUCCCUUUUGCUGCUCAUAACUCUCUCUCAAUACAACCCACAAAAAAGCCUACAUUUCACUCUUUUCCAACAAGAAAUUAUCAAACAUUAGCUUCAACACUUGCCCAAUUUGACAAUUCUUCAACAACAGCCAAAACCCAUUUACCCAGUGCCAGGUAUUCCGCUCAACAUACUUCUUUUGUUCAGAACGUAACCCUUAUGCUUCAAUCUUUGGACUUCACAAACCCUGAUGCUUGUACUGAAAUUUAUGCUUUCAUUUUUCAAAAAUGUAAACAACUCAAUAAUCUGGAACUGGGUUCUCAACUUCAUGCCCAUUUGAUUGUUUGUGGAGUUGAAUUGUGUGCAUUUCUGGGUAGUCAAUUACUGGAGUUGUAUUGUAGACUUGGUUGUGUAAAUGAUGCUCGUAAAGUUUUUGAAAAAAUGCCUGAAAGAAACGUGUUUAGUUGGACUUCAAUGAUGGGAAUGUAUAAUGUGUUGGGUUGUUAUGAAGAAAUUGUAAAUUUGUUUUAUUUGAUGAUUAGUGAAGGAGUUAGACCUGAUCACUUUGUUUUUCCGAAAGUGUUUAAGGCGUGCUCGGAGCUGAAGGAUUUUCGAGUAGGGAAGGAUGUUUAUGAUUAUAUGAUAAGUAUUGAAUUUGAAGGGAAUGCUUGUGUUAAGAGAGCUUUACUUGAUAUGUUUAUAAAAUGUGGAAGAAUGGAAAUAGCAACAGAGUUGUUUGAAGAAAUUGAGUAUAAGGAUGUCGUGAUGUGGAACAUGAUGGUUUCGGGUUAUGCGUCAAGAGGAGAUUUUGACAAGGCCUUAACAUGUGUCAAGGACAUGAAGCUUGAUGGCGUCUUGCCUGAUCAAGUAACAUGGAAUUCGAUUAUCACGGGAUAUGCUCAAAGUGGAAGACUGAAGGAGGCUUCUAAGUGGUUUAGUCAAAUGAAUGAUUCCAAAGAUUUUAAACCAAAUUUAGUGUCUUGGACUGCCUUGAUAGCUGGACAUGAGCAGAAUGGUUAUUCAUCUCAAGCGUUGCAUUUGUUUAAGCAAAUGCUGAAUCAAGGAGUGAAACCAAACUCUAGAACCAUAGCUAGUGUAAUUUCAGCUUGUACCAACUUGUCUAUGCUUCAGCAUGGCAAGGAGAUCCAUGGCUAUUGUAUAAAGAAGGACGGUUUGCGUUCAGAUUUAAUGGUGGGUAACUCAUUGGUUGACUUCUAUGCUAAGUGCCAGUGUCUAGAUGCAGCACGUCUAGAAUUUGAUAAAAUUAAACAAAAGGAUUUGGUAUCUUGGAAUACAAUGCUAGCUGGUUAUGCAGUUAAAGGUUCUUAUGAGGAUGCCAUUAAACUUCUCAAUGAGAUGGAGAUACAGGGUGUUGAACCGGACACUGUUACAUGGAAUGGGCUGAUUACAGGCUUUACCCAGAAUGGACAAGGGGAGACAGCUCUUGAGUUUUUCUAUAGAAUGAACCAAGCAGAUAUGGACCUGAACAUAACUUCUAUAUCUGGUGCUCUUGCUGCUUGUACCCAAGUAAAGGAUUUGAAGUUAGGAAAGGAGAUUCAUGGCUAUGUUAUAAGGCACUGUAUUCAACUGUCAACAGGUGUAGGAAGUGCUCUUAUUUCAAUGUAUGCAGCUUGUAGUUGUUUAAAGAAUUCCUUCUCUAUUUUCAGCCAGCUCUCCACAAGAGACAUUGUCAUUUGGAAUUCGAUUCUUGCUGCCUUUGUACAAAGUGGACAAGUUAUUGAUGCUUUAAACUUACUUCGACAUAUGAUAUUCAGUAAUGUGAAACCCGAUACUGUAACAAUAGUCUCAGUCCUUCCUGCAUGUUCAAAAUUAGCUGCUCUGCGCCAGGGUAAAGAAAUUCAUCAGUUCAUCAUCAGGCAUGGGCUCAGUGUUGGUAGUUUUGUUUGGAAUGCUCUUAUUGACAUGUAUGGACGAUGUGGAGCAAUCCAAAAAAGUCGAAAAGUUUUUGAUUUAGUGCCCCGUAAAGAUCUAGUCUCAUGGAAUGUCAUGAUUUCGGUUUAUGGUAUGCAUGGUUUUGGGAUGGAUGCUGUAAACCUUUUUCGACGUUUGAGAGCAAUGGGACUGAAGCCAAACCAUGUGACAUUUACAAAUCUCUUAUCUGCUUGUAGUCAUUCAGGAUUAUUAGAUGAAGGGUGGAAGUAUUUUGAAAUGAUGAAAAAAGAGUACAACAUGGAACCAGCCAUGGAGCAAUAUUGUUGUAUGGUGGAUCUAAUGGCACGCGCUGGUCAGCUUGAUGAAACGCUAGAUUUCAUAAAGAAGAUGCCAUUUCAGCCCAAUUCAGCUGUUUGGGGAUCUUUAUUGGGCGCUUGUAGAAUACAUUGUAACCCAGACCUUGCUGAAUAUGCUGCAGGGUAUCUUCUUGAACUUGAGCCUCAAAUUUCGGGGAAUUAUAUACUGUUAGCCAAUGUUUACGCUGCAGCAGGAAGAUGGGAAGACGCGGCUAAAGUACGAUGUUUAAUGAAAGAAAGAGGAGUAACAAAAUCUCCAGGUUGCAGCUGGAUUGAGGUGAAGGCCAUAGUUCAUAGCUUCAUUGUUGGUGAUACUUCACACCGGUUGAUGGAUGAAAUAUUGAACAAAUUAGAAAGCUUGUAUUUCGAGAUAAAGAAAAUUGGAUAUGUUCCAGAUACAAAUUAUGUGCUGCAGAAUGUUGAAGAAGCCGAAAAGGAGUUCAGCCUGUGUGGACAUAGUGAAAAGUUGGCCUUAGCAUUUGGUUUGAUAAGUACAGAGGCAGGAAGCCCUUUAAGAAUAAUCAAGAACUUGAGAAUGUGUGGAGAUUGCCACUCUGCAACCAAGUAUAUAUCCAAGGUUGAAAAGAGAGAGAUCAUAAUGAGGGACAACUAUAGGUUUCAUCACUUUGUUAAUGGUGCAUGCUCAUGUGGAGAUUACUGGUAAAUAAUUUGAUUAGAUUAGCUGUAAUCAGAAAAUGUACAUUGGCUCUCUGCAAUUUGAUAGACUUGUAACAUUCCACGAUAACUUGUAAAGAGUACUGCGGGAAUACAGGUACUUCCGAAGCAUUGUAGUCAAAUUUAUAGUAGAUAUAUAAACUUUACAC